AUCAUGGUAGUAGUAUCACCACCUUGCUCGACCUAGCCAAAAACAUCCUAAAAAUUGGGAAGCAGAAUUGAAGUGGCAACACUAGCACUUUCAAUUCAGUUUCUUGUUCUUUGACUUCACCCCAUUUCACUUUUCUCUUUGUUGUUAUAAAUUAAAGACCAGUGCUUCAAUACUGUGUUGCCUGUCACCUGUUUGACGAAAUUCCUCACUCAAGUUCACAGGUGAUUCUGUGAAUUUUAAGGCAAGAUGAGUACUGAGUCAGAAAAUGAGGCCAUUAAGUUACCUACCAGUUUGGAUGAACCUCGUGUUGUGGAGCCAAUGCGGUUGCCUACCAUUGAAGAAGUUCGAGGACAAGACAUUUGGAACAACUGCGCUGUGCGUAGCGUCACAAGUGGAGUAAUGGGAGGUGCACUGGGAUUGGCCAUGGGAUUGUUUCUAGGAGCAUUAGACAAUCCCAUAAUGCAAGAUGAAAUGUCUGGUAAGCAGCAAUUCAUUUAUACUGCGAAGCAGAUGGGUCGGAGGAGCUGGGGUUCCUGCAAGACUUUUGCUGUAAUGGGUUUUAUUUUCUCGGCUACUGAAUGUGUUGUGGAGAAGGUCCGUGCAAAACAUGACAUGACAAAUACAGUUGCUGCGGGAUGUGUAACUGGAGGGACAUUGUCGGCAAAAGGUGGUCCAAAAGCUGCAUGCAUGGGAUGUGCAGGCUUCGCAGCAUUUUCAGUUGUAAUAGAGAAGUUCUUGGAAAGACACGAGUAAUAUGGAGAUUUUUUGCGUACACAUCACAUCGGAAUCAGGCGGGAGAGUCUUCCACAUUGCUACCCGUAUUUCAAGAUCAUGGUUUUUACUAAAAUAAUUCCCUAUUUGCAUCAGGGUGUUUGGAAGAUAUAUAUUCAUUUUUGUUUCACAUUAUCUCGUCUUAACUUACCUUUGAGCUCCAAUAUUUGAAAUGGUCACUAGGAUAGUCAUAGGUAAGAGUGGUCAUGGACGCUGUAGGCACUAGGCACUUUAAGAUUAUAUGCACUGUUCAUUAAACUGUUUGAUUCACUUGUUCUUUUAUAUGAACAAUAUUGAACAGAGAUUCUUGUAUAUGCUUGUUAUAUACCUCAGCUCAUUGUGUCAUAUAAGAUAAAAACAAAUGCAAAACCCAUGGCUUUUGCCUAUAAACGGACCCAGUCAGGUUCAGGCUUAUGAAA
Daucus carota subsp. sativus is the source of this 1190-nucleotide messenger RNA. Its product is annotated as mitochondrial import inner membrane translocase subunit TIM22-4. Gene Ontology annotation, biological process: protein insertion into mitochondrial inner membrane. Lineage: Eukaryota; Viridiplantae; Streptophyta; Magnoliopsida; Apiales; Apiaceae. Bases 247 to 753 code for a protein of 168 amino acids. Gene Ontology annotation, cellular component: TIM22 mitochondrial import inner membrane insertion complex. The record is from RefSeq and is a predicted model, not a curated record. Gene Ontology annotation, molecular function: transmembrane protein transporter activity. The transcript is spliced from 5 exons.